This is a messenger RNA of Danio rerio (zebrafish), 2729 nucleotides long. It is a transcript of the gene irf6, whose product is annotated as interferon regulatory factor 6. Gene Ontology annotation, cellular component: cytoplasm; nucleus. Lineage: Eukaryota; Metazoa; Chordata; Actinopteri; Cypriniformes; Danionidae. The record is from RefSeq and is marked provisional. Gene Ontology annotation, molecular function: DNA binding; transcription cis-regulatory region binding; DNA-binding transcription factor activity. Gene Ontology annotation, biological process: regulation of DNA-templated transcription; positive regulation of transcription by RNA polymerase II; animal gross anatomical part developmental process.
AUUCAGAGAAAUGCCCGUGACGUCAUCGCUGUACCUGAGUUUCGGCAGAGGGUGAAACUCUCGAGCAGAGAUUCAGACACACAUGAAACUCAGUUUCACACACUUUCACACGGACACACGGAUAUUCUGCGAGUCGUAUCUCUCACCUGUGACUGACAUACACAGACAUUAAACACGUUUAUUCAUAAAAACCGUUCGUUUUGGCGGCAAAGGCCUCAGGAGUGCUGCCUUUUCCUGCUUUGACGCGAGCGCUUCCUGAAACCCUCAGCCGGUGUGAUGUCGUCUCAUCCACGGCGUGUGCGUCUGAAGCCCUGGCUGGUCUCUCAGGUGGACAACGCUACGUUUCCUGGGCUGGUCUGGCUGGAUAGAGACGCCAAACGCUUCCAGAUCCCCUGGAAACACGCAACACGACACACACCGCAGCAGGAGGAGGAGAACACCAUCUUUAAGGCCUGGGCAGUGGAGACGGGGAAGUAUCAGGAAGGAGUGGAUGAACCGGAUCCAGCUAAAUGGAAAGCGCAGCUCAGAUGUGCUUUAAACAAGAGUCGCGAGUUCAACCUCAUCUACGACGGCACGAAAGAGGUUCCCAUGAACCCGCUGAAGAUCUAUGAUGUGUGUGACAUCCCACAGACGCCCAGCAACCCUGGUUCAGUUCCCACAUACGAGACGGAUGGAGAUGAAGACGACAUCCCAGACACUCCUGAACCUCCUCCACCAUAUGCAUCACAUGGCAUGAGUGCGUCUCCUCUGGCUGCGGUCUGGACUCCUCCAGGCUCCGUGUCUCCUCUUCAGCCGUCCAGUUGUGCUCCUCCUCCUGCUCUUCCUCCUCCCCCUGCUCUUCCCCCUCCGGCCGCCACCGUUCUUCCGGCCGCCGCCGCUCCUCCUGCUAAUGUUUGGCCCAAGAAGGAGCCGGAGGACGUGGAGAUGCAGCCGCCCCCCAUGGAGAUACAGACGCCCACCGCUCUCGACAACCUGUUCAUCACGCCGGAGACCUGGAUCAGCUCUCUGCCCAUGACGGAUCUGGAGGUGCAGUUCUACUACCGCGGUAAAGAGGUGUGUCCCCCAUUGACGGUCAGUAACCCGCAGGGCUGUCGUCUGUUUUACGGGGACCUGGGCCCCAUAGUGAACCAAGAGGAGCUGUUCGGCCCCGUGAGCCUGGAGCAGGUGCGCUUCCCGCCCACAGAGCACAUCGCUAACGAUAAGCAGCGCGUGUUCACUAGCCGGCUGCUGGACGUGAUGGACCGCGGGCUCAUCCUGGAGGUCAGCGGGCACGACAUCUACGCCGUGCGCCUCUGCCAGUGUAAGGUGUACUGGUCCGGUCCCUGCGCCCCCAACCCAAACGCUCCCAACCUGAUCGAGCGCCAGCAAAAGGUCAAGCUCUUCUGCCUCGAGUCCUUUCUCAGCGGGGUGAUCACUCAUCAGCGUGGUCAGUCUUCUGAUGCUCCUCUUUAUGAUAUUCACUUGUGUUUUGGAGAGGAGUGGCCCGACGGUCGACCCCGAGAGCGCAAACUCAUCAUGGUGCAGGUGGUUCCAGUAGUGGCUCGUAUGAUCAGCGAGAUGUUCUCCGGCGACUGCACACGUUCCUUCGACAGCGGCAGUGUGCGUCUGCAGAUCUCCAUCCCGGAUAUUAAAGACAACAUCGUGACGCACCUGAAGCAGCUGUACCGGCUCCUGCAGACGCACCAGGGGCCCGAGAACUGGCCGCUGCCACCCGGGGCCGCCCUGCAGCUCUCCUCCGCCCUGCACACGCAGUAACGCUCAUCACACACACGCUUUUAUACACACUUCUGUGUGUGUGUGUGUUUAGUAGAGUGUCGGUUUAUGUUUGAGUAAGUGUGUGUUUUGUGUAUGCGUUUGUGUGUGUGUGUGUGUGUUUGUAUGUUUGUUUAUGUGUGUUGGUUUUUGUCUGUGUAUGUGUGUGUGUUGUGUAUGCAUUUGUGUAAGUUCGUGUUUGUAAAUUUGUGUGUGUGUGUUUUGUGUGUGUAAGUUUGUGGGUGUGUUUUGUUUGUGUGUGUUUGUGUGUGUUGGUUUUUGUCUGUUUAUGUGUGCAUGUGUGUGUUUUGUGUAUGCAUUUGUGUAAGUUUGUAAAUUUGUGUGUGUGUGUGUGUGUGUGUGUGUGUAUGUAAGUUUGAUUAUGUGUGUGUGUUUGGUUUUUGUCUGUUUGUUUUGUGUGUGUGUAUGUGUGUGUGUGUGUUUAUGUGUCUGCUUGAGUGUGUAUGUUUGUGUGUGUGUGUCUGCUUGAUUUUUGGUUUGUGUGUAUGUUUGUGUGUGCGUGCGUGUGUGUGUCUGUUUUGUUUUUGUCUGUGUGUGCGUGUUUUGUGAAUGAUUUGUGCUUGUGUAUAUGUGUGUCUCUGUGUUUGUGUCUGAGUUCAUUUGAGUGUUGGUUUGUGUGUGUGUGUGUGUGUUUUGUAUGCGUUUGCUUGCUUGUGUGUGUGCGUGUGUGUGUAUAUACUGUAUGUGUGUGUUUUGUGCAUGCAUUACUUUGUGUGUGUGUGUGUGUCUAUUUGAGUUGUGUGUGUUACUUUUAUACACGCUUUUGUGUUUUUACUGCAGACGUAUGUUACGCCAUUAUUAUCCUCCGCCACUUCUGUUUAUUCUCCUGCUUCCGCUGUGAAGAUCUCGUCGUUCGUUUGUGUUUGUCUUUAUUUUAUAGCGUGUUCCUGUGUUUGAUGUGCUAGUGUGUAGAUUUGUCCCGUAAUGUAUGGAUUUAUAAAUACAAAUAAAAAAAA